AUGACGGACAAAGAAACGCAAAAGCCGAUUGCGACGCAGCUCGUUGCGCCGAAUGAGGAGGCUCAACAUGCUGCCAACGACGAGAAGUCGAUGACCCUGUUUCAGGCUAUUAAGCUGUAUCCGAAAGCUGUUGGCUGGUCGGUAGUGCUUUCAAGCGCGCUAAUCAUGGAGGGUUAUGACCUUGCGCUUUUGGGAAGUUUGUAUGGAAGUCCGCAGUUCAACCGCAAGUACGGUGUCUUGAAACCUUCCACGGGGAAGUACGCCGUUCCUGCGAGCUGGCAAAGUGCUCUAUCGAACGGCGCAAGAGCUGGCGAAGUAAUUGGCUUGAUCCUCAACGGCUUUGUCAGUGAACGGUACGGUUAUCGGAAAACGAUGAUUGGCGCCUUAAUGUCAAUGACGGCCUUUAUCUUCAUUCUAUUCUUCGCGCCCAACGUUCAAACUCUAGUUAUUGGCGAGGUUUUCUGCGGUAUCCCCUGGGGCAUGUUCCAAACUCUUACUACACAGUAUGCAUCCGAAGUAGCUCCUGUAAGACUAAGGCCAAUCCUAACCACAUUCGUAAACAUGUGCUGGGUAAUGGGCCAAUUCAUUGCCGCUGGUGUUAAUCGGGCUUGUGUCCAACGCCCGGAUCAAUGGGCUUACCGCAUUCCAUUUGCUAUGCAAUGGAUUUGGCCUAUCCCAAUCAUGGUCGGCGUGUUUCUCGCGCCUGAAAGUCCUUGGUGGCAUAUUCGCAAAGGGGACAAGGCUGGUGCCAAAGCCGCGCUGCUUCGUUUGACCUCCCCAGACAAGGAUCCAAACUUCAACGCCGAUGAGACGAUCGCUAUGAUUGAACACACCAACGAACUAGAGAAGAACAUGUCAGAAGGCACAAAAUGGAGCGAUCUCUUCAAGGGCACAGACCUUCGUAGGACCGAGAUCGUCUGCUUCACGUGGGUCGCCCAAACCAUAUGCGGAACAAAUAUCAUGGGCUAUUUCGCAUACUUCAUGCAGAAGGCCGGGCUUCCCACCGUUCAAUCAUUCAAUAUGUCCAUGAUCUCGCUCGCUCUCGGGCUGAUUGGUACCAUGGGAUCUUGGUGGUUGAUGCAAAAGCUCGGUCGACGAACAAUCCAUUUCUCGGGCGGUUGCACCCUCUUUGUCAUCCUCAUCAUCGUCGGAUCAUGCUCCUUCGCCGGGACAGAAGCCUCGAACUGGGCCAUUGGAGCAGUUCUUAUCGUCUUCGUUUUCGUAUACGACUUUACAAUUGGUCCAGUCACAUACUCGAUCGUCUCAGAGAUGUCAUCAACGCGCCUUAAAUCGAAGACGAUCGUGAUGGCACGCGCGCUGUACAACAUCUCGAAUAUUGUAGUCAAUGUGUUGACGAACUACCAACUCGGUGAUGCAAAUUGGGCUUGGGGUGCGAAGACGGCGUUCUUCUGGGCGGGCACAUGUGGCUGCGUUGUUUUGUGGGUAUACUUCAGACUUCCUGAGCCCAAGGGUAGGACGUAUGGUGAGCUUGAUAUGCUAUUCGAGCGAAGGGUUAGUGCGAGGAAAUUUGCAAGCACCCAUGUUGAUCCGUAUGGCCAUGGGUCUGGCCUUGAGACGAAGAUUGAGGAGAAAGAGACUACAAAACAGGAGUGGAAGGAUCAUGCCAUGAUGCAGAAUGCUACGCGUGUUACGAAGAAGGCAGUGUCGAAGGCAUGUGAUGCUUGUCGUCGUCGGAAGAUCAGAUGUAAUGGAUCGAAGCCAUGCCCGGGAUGCUUAUCCGCAAAUCUAGCAUGCACUUUCGACUUACCAAGAGGGCAAGGAGGCAAUCGAGGGGCGAGAGCGACCAUUUUGAACGAAUUACGCGCGAAUCAACCGUUUAUUGACACGGCUAUUCAUAUACAGGACGUUUCGUGCAUACCAUCGGAUGACAGAGCUUGCGAGAAAACGACCGCCACCGAACUCGGGAAAGAAACUAUUGAUGCAUGUAUAGAUGCCUAUAUAGAUCGCAUAUAUCCGACAGUACCUCUCCUAGACGCCAGAGUUUUGAGAGCUGAAGCGGCUCAGGCAGACAUCUCGCUCAAUUCUCGUCAACUCAUGUACGCCUUCUGCGCAUAUGUUGCCAACUUUGGGAAGCUCUCCGAUGAGACUGGUCCCCUUUUCCAUCAAUCUUUCGACGAUAGUCCCGGUACCUACUUCUUGGAUGCUGCACUGUCCACCCAGGAUCUAGGGCGGGUAUUACAGCCUAGCCCUCGUUCUGUCUACGUCUCUUUCUUCUUAUACGGAGCGCAUGCUGGCCAGGGAAACUAUCGUCAAGCCUGGUUCUAUCUAAGAGAAGCUACUACGCUUUUCAUGAUGCUGAGAGGUGAAAGUCAGGGCUGGUACGAUAACAUAGCGCAAAGACGUCUGUUCUGGAUUUUAGUAAUCUCAGAGCGAGCACACGCAUUACGCCGGAACCGGCCAAUUACACUCCAAGCAACUCCCUCGAGUCUUUCUCUCGACGCGAUGGAUGAGCUAGGUCUUUCUUACCUUGCAUCCAUCUUUCGCCCUCUCAACGAGGUUUUCUUUUCCGUCUGGAACGGAUCAACGCAAGAAUGUUCCAAAGAUUGGCUUCUUCAACUCGAACACGAUGUUAGAUCUGCACUUCCCCCACUUCUUGACUUGUCCAAUGAAGAGGUGGCGAACAUUAAGGUUUCCCAAUUCUGGCUACAAAUCAAGCUCUGGGAGCUCUUCCCCCGUUUUGGCUUCUUGUCGACCGAGUCAGUUUACGAGUGUUUGACAUUUAGAUAUCCCGUGUUGGUAGCCAAGGAUCUCACAACAUUCGCUAUAAAGUUGCCGAUUGGUAGCUUGCAGGUCCACGGUGUUGGUAUGACUGAGAAGGUCUUUGAUAUAGCCUGUGCUCUGGCAGACGUUCUACCUUUCGUAUCUUUCCCAACAUCACAGAUGCAGCUAAACCCAACCAACUACCUUACACAGAUUAUGUCGCUCAUAGCAAAGUUGCCUGGCGGCUCUGCUAAGUUUGUGCCAUUACUUCUGGCAAAGGUAAACGAACUCCUUCCGGAGUUGGUGAAAGUGAUUUGUGAAGCCGCGCAGAUACCCUCAGUAGUCCUGAAUGAUCCUAUGAGUCCCGAUACGCGUUUUGUCUAUGAGGAGGAAGUCGGCCGAGGCUUGUACAUGGACUUGAGAAGAGGAAGAUAG
Molecule: messenger RNA, 3156 nt
Organism: Cucurbitaria berberidis CBS 394.84
Lineage: Eukaryota; Fungi; Ascomycota; Dothideomycetes; Pleosporales; Cucurbitariaceae
Exons: 8
Coding region: 1-3156 (1051 amino acids)
Biological process (GO): carbohydrate transport; transmembrane transport; regulation of DNA-templated transcription
Cellular component (GO): membrane
Molecular function (GO): DNA-binding transcription factor activity, RNA polymerase II-specific; carbohydrate:proton symporter activity; zinc ion binding
Source: RefSeq, a predicted model, not a curated record